AUGCAUAUCAGCAAACGGGAUACAACUGUCGUGAAUGCUCCCCACAAAACAAUUGUUCCGGAACUGUCGGUUGCAUUUAUUGGGAUCUUGGUGAUUCUUUUGGCGCAGGCCAUAUGCUUAGGAUUCAUAAAGUUUAGGGAGUGGAGAAAGGGAGAUAAGACACAGUCCACACAAGGAAGACCUUCUGUUCAGACUACAGAAGGGACAAAUGCUCAUAUGUCGUAUCUGGUUCACCACAAUGAGCAGCUACCGGCGUAUCCACUAAAUGAUUUGCCACCUCCACCGUAUAUAGAAAGGUCGGAGGAGGCAAACGGGGGAGGGCCAGCAGUGGAAAGACCAGCAGUACCCCAAGUGGAGAGACCCCCAGUCGCAUACAUGGCGUCAUAG
This is a messenger RNA of Sungouiella intermedia, 387 nucleotides long. The record is from the annotation of a GenBank genome assembly. Lineage: Eukaryota; Fungi; Ascomycota; Pichiomycetes; Serinales; Metschnikowiaceae.